UUUCCGGCUGCGGGCUGUCGAGCCUAGAGUCCCACCUGUGUCCCCACAGCCCUGUCACGAAUCCCGGUCGGGUUCAGGGAGGGACUGCCUCGGCGUUGUGGGCUGGGUGCGGCUCGGCGGUGGAGGACUCUCACUUCCUGCUCCAUCCCCGGCCGGGGCCCGGGGCGGAACUGAUGCCUCUCAAUGAUGUGGCUGGGGACUUCAGGGAAGAGUGGGUUACCUGGACACCGCUUAGAAAAUCCUAUUCAAGGAUACCACCCAGCACAGUUUGAAGAAUGGGCUCUCAAAGGGAUUUCCAGACCAAGUGUAAUCUCCCAGCUGGAACAGAAAGAAGUGCUACCAAUCCAAAAUUUUGAGGCAAGGAAGAUCCUAAGGGAAAGUCAUACAGACUUUGAGAAUCAGGUGACAAAACUCAAUCAGGACGUUUCAGAAACAGCAGAACAAUGUGGAACAUCCUCAGAAAGGGCCAAUAAAGAUAUUUCUCAUACUUCUAGAUGGGGAGGAAACUGGGAGAGGGACCUUGAAUUAGAAGGACAACAUGGAACCCUACCAGGAGAGGGCCAACUGGAGCCGCUUCCACAGGAGAAGGAUUUAAACAAGCUGCUGGAUGGAUAUGUAGGAAAGAAGCCUGUGUGUGCAGAAUGUGGAAAAAGCUUUAACCAGAGCUCCUAUCUCAUAAGACACCUAAGAACCCAUACUGGUGAGAGGCCUUAUAAAUGCAUCGAGUGUGGGAAAGGCUUCAAACAGAGUUCAGACCUUGUCACCCAUCGCAGAACACACACAGGAGAGAAACCCUACCAAUGCAGUGGGUGUGAGAAAAAAUUCAGCGACAGCUCUACGCUCAUCAAACAUCAGAGAACUCACACAGGUGAGAGACCCUAUGGGUGCCCACAGUGUGGAAAGACCUUUGGGCGGAAGCCACACCUCAUAAUGCACCAAAGAACCCACACAGGAGAGAAGCCCUACACAUGUCUCGAAUGCCAUAAAAGCUUUAGUCGAAGCUCAAACUUCAUUACCCAUCAGAGGACCCACACGGGAGUGAAGCCUUACAGGUGUAGUGACUGUGGGGAAAGUUUUAGCCAGAGCUCAGACUUGGUUAAACACCAACGAACCCACACCGGAGAACGGCCCUUUAAGUGCCCAGAGUGUGGGAAGGGCUUUAGAGAUAGUUCUCACUUUGUAGCGCACAUGAGUACUCACUCAGGAGAAAGGCCUUUCAGCUGUCCUUACUGCCACAAAAGUUUCAGUCAGAGCUCACACCUGGUCACGCACCAGAGGACACACACAGGUGAGAGGCCGUUUAAGUGUGACAACUGUGGGAAGGGAUUCGCCGACAGCUCUGCCCUCAUAAAACACCAACGGAUCCACACGGGGGAAAGACCCUACAAAUGUGGCGAGUGUGGGAAGAGCUUCAACCAGAGCUCGCACUUCAUUACUCAUCAACGAAUCCACUUAGGAGACAGGCCCUAUCACUGUCCCGAGUGUGGCAAAACCUUCAAUCAGCGUUCCCAUUUUCUCACACACCAGAGAACACAUACAGGAGAAAAACCUUUCCACUGUAGUAGAUGUGACAAGAGCUUCCGUCAGAAAGCACAUCUCUUAUGCCAUCAAAAUACCCAUUUGAUCUAGGAAAUGGUUUGAAGUGCUUCUUCUGCCCCUUUCCAGAUUUUCAUUUCUGUUGUCUCCAGGUGCUCCAUAUAUAGAAAGCCUGAACAUGGGCAUCAGUGGCUCAAGUUGGGCCUUUUCCUACGCUUUAAUGGUGAGGAUAAACCCAUAGGCCACAAAUAAUGUUUUGAAUACAAAAGGCAUUCCUUCA
Odobenus rosmarus divergens (Pacific walrus) is the source of this 1816-nucleotide messenger RNA. It is a transcript of the gene ZNF774, whose product is annotated as zinc finger protein 774. Bases 184 to 1629 code for a protein of 481 amino acids. Lineage: Eukaryota; Metazoa; Chordata; Mammalia; Carnivora; Odobenidae. Gene Ontology annotation, biological process: regulation of transcription by RNA polymerase II. Gene Ontology annotation, molecular function: DNA-binding transcription factor activity; RNA polymerase II cis-regulatory region sequence-specific DNA binding. The transcript is spliced from 4 exons. The record is from RefSeq and is a predicted model, not a curated record.